Molecule: messenger RNA, 3821 nt
Organism: Cololabis saira (Pacific saury)
Lineage: Eukaryota; Metazoa; Chordata; Actinopteri; Beloniformes; Belonidae
Gene: galnt18a
Product: UDP-N-acetyl-alpha-D-galactosamine:polypeptide N-acetylgalactosaminyltransferase 18a
Exons: 11
Coding region: 203-2062 (619 amino acids)
Cellular component (GO): Golgi apparatus
Source: RefSeq, a predicted model, not a curated record
ACUCACUCCCCCAAUCACUCAUAAUCAUGUUGUAGCGGCUCCGAGAGGCAUGUCAAGCUCCCGGAGGACUCAUUAAUGCCCCCAGAGCGCAGAGGCGGACCCACUCGGCCGGCAGGCGUCCUCCCAGGUUCCGUUUUGGACACAUUUCCCAGCCAGCCACCUGCGCCUUGGUGAAGCCGGGAGCCCAUGCAGGGAUGCCGCGAUGCUGUGCACACGGAGGACUAAAACUUUGGUGUCGACGUGCGUGAUCCUGAGCGGCAUGACCAACAUCGUGUGUCUCCUGUACGUCGGCUGGAUCACCAACUACGUGGCCAACAGCGGAGGAGCCAAAGUUGCGGAGAGCGGCGGCGGCGAGGCGGACAGAAAGUUGGAAGAGGACAGCAAGGGGGAAACCCUGAGGAUCAUCGAGAGGCUGGACCGCCUGGAGAGCGUGGUGAACCAGCACAUCAGAGAGACCCCUCAGAAGGACGGUGAAGACGCAGCGCCUCUAUCAGACUCGGCCUCAGACCCCGCCGCUUCCCUUUUCAGCCACUGGGGGCACGACCUGGGUCCAGAGAGUAGAAGGGUCGCCCUCAAGAAGUUCCGUUACUAUGGAUACAACGGUUACCUUAGUGACCGUCUCUCCCUCACCCGGCCGAUUCCAGAUUUACGACCGGAUGGAUGCAGAAAUAUGUCUUAUUCAUCAGACCUUCCUCAGCUUAGCGUCAUCUUCAUCUUUGUCAACGAGGCCCUGUCGGUGUUGUUACGCUCCAUCCACACGGUGAUCCAGAGGACUCCGGCCUACCUGCUCAAGGAGAUCGUCCUGGUGGACGACCACAGCAGCAGCUUGGAGCUGAAGGACCACCUGCAGAGCUUUGUGGAUGAGACUAAUGCUCAGCACGGGCCGGGUUUCAUCAAGGUGGUCCGCCAUGACAAGCAGGAGGGACUGAUCAGGUCCCGGGUCAGCGGAUGGAGGGCAGCCUCGGCUCCGGUGGUCGCUCUAUUUGACGCGCAUGUGGAGUUCAACACCGGAUGGGCAGAACCUAUUCUGCAGCGGAUCAAAGAGGAUCGGACCCGAAUAGUUUCUCCCUCUUUUGACAACAUCAAGUAUGACACCUUUGAAAUCGAGGAAUACCCGUUGUCUGCUCAGGGUUUUGACUGGGAACUAUGGUGUCGGUACCUCAACCCACCCAAGUCCUGGUGGACACAGCGCAACCACACAGCCCCUAUAAGGAGCCCUGCUCUCAUUGGCUGCUUCGUGGUGGACAGAAAAUACUUUGAAGAGAUCGGCCUGCUAGAUGAGGGCAUGGAAAUUUACGGUGGAGAAAAUGUGGAGCUUGGCAUCAGGGUUUGGCAGUGUGGCGGCAGCGUGGAGGUGCUGCCCUGCUCCCGGAUCGCACACAUCGAGCGCGCCCACAAGCCCUACACGGAGAACCUGACGGCUCAUGUGCGCAGGAACGCUCUGAGGGUGGCGGAGGUCUGGAUGGACCAGUACAAGAGUCACGUCUACAUGGCCUGGAACGUCCCGCAGCAGAACUCAGGAAUAGACAUCGGAGACAUUUCUGAGAGAAAGGCCCUCCGGUCCCGACUCAAGUGCCGACCGUUCAGCUGGUUCCUGUCCAACAUCUACCCGGAGUUACGAUCCUACCGCGACACAGUCGCCUAUGGAGUGCUGAAGAACAGUCUCCGAGACGACCUGUGUCUGGACCAGGGACCUGACACUGACAAUGUUCCCAUCAUGUACCUUUGUCAUGGAAUGACGCCUCAGCAGAACGUGUACUUCACCAGCAACCAGCAGCUCCACCUGGGCGUGCUGAGCCCAACGAUCGAUGACGACGACAACAAGUGUCUGGUGGACGUGAACAGCAGGCCCCGGCUGCUGGAAUGCAGCUACGCAGCUACCAAGCACAUGAAGCUCACCUGGACAUUCUCUCAGGGGGGAUCCAUCCAGAACAUUGAGUCCCAACGGUGUCUGGAGGUGGUGGAGAGCAGACAUUCAGACUUCACUUUCCAGUUGGCCAUUCAGGACUGCACUGGUCAGAAAUGGACCAUCACAAACAUACUGACUGUCCUGCCACAGUGAACUCAAUGAAAUUCACCUGUCGCCUGGAUCAGCCUUCUUGUGAUGGACUAGUCAGCGAAUUCAAGAUUCAGCAUGGAGUUCCGGUGCCCAUUAAAAAAAUGACAGCCCUGAUAAAAAUUGGCUAUCUCAAUGACCUAAACAGUGAGAAAGUGUUCAGAAAGUUUUAGUUCCAGAGCUACUUUCAACUAGAAUCUUCACAGGAAAUGAUGUGCUUCAAUCAGACAUGGACCAUCAGAAACCUAAUAACCAUUUUUAUACUAGUGAUUUAUUGACAAGAGACACUCAUAGAUGGAUCCAAUGCUCUUAAAACGUCACACCCCAAUCGAAAUAAGAAAGAUGGCUUGUUCCGGUGAACGGCCUCGUGAAAUUAUGGGAGCAGUCUGGUUUUAGCAGAAGCGGGCCUGAAGUAGAAAACUUUUUGCACACCGGAUUUGCAGAAAGGUGCGUCGGAGGAGGAAAGCUGCAGCCAAAUAUAAAAAGAAAACUCCCACACACCUUCUUCUCACCGUGCACUCGUUUAUUAGGCCAAUGUUUCGGUCAUAGACCUUUUUCAAGGCAUCAAAAAAAGAUGCCUGAAAUGUAUUUCGAAUCCCUGUCUGCAAUUUAAGGUGUGGUUUGAACUUCUUCGGGCUCUUUGCACAACAACCAUUACAAACUGAGCGAGCAUGGUCGCAAUGUGUUUGCGAGCACUUGGACAGAUGCAAAGGUGGGUGACUACGCGCUGCACAAAUGAUCCGAUGAAGGCAGAUUAUAAUUUUUUAUCGUCACAUGGUGUUUGACCCUGAGUGGAGGCAACACAGGUGUGAUAGAUAUCCUCAAAGAAAGCUGAGAAAGCAGGGGGAGUUUAACCUAUUCAGACUUGAUGCAACAUACUGCCUUUUUAAGCCCCUGAGGCAGAUAUAAUAAUUUGCAAGACCCACAUAGAAUUAUGUCUUUCAAAAAAUACUGAAAGCCAAAGGGCAAAAUGGGUGAUUUAUGAUGAAUUCAGAAGAUUAACACAUUAGCCUAUUGUGCUAGCAGCUAGCCACUUGUCUAUUUUGGAGAUGUCUGUUUCAUUGUGGGACAUGGUGUCCAAGUUGGUAUCUGCAGAUAUGGAUAGGAAACAGCAAGUCAAAAGAAGAAGAGUCAUAAGGAGCCAAAAAAUAAAGGAGUACAGACAGGAAACAACUGACUGGUUUAUCACAUGAUAAAGAUUAUUUGGAUAGGAUAGAUUAUCUUUAAAUGGAUCUUUAAAAAGUUAUCCUGUCGACUGUUUUUAUUACAUUUCAGGAAUGGCAAACACUUCUGCACUUACCCAAAAAACAGUACAUACCCAUGAUUAUGUAUCCAAUUUAUACAACAAAAUACUAUUGUUACAAAAAGGGUGAACAGGCCGAGCAGCAGGUAGCUACCGAUGACGUCCAAAACCAAACACGGAGCUGCCAACAAAUUGGAUUUUCAAAAGGCGCAGCGCGGCAUCACGGCAUGAUCCCAAACCCUGUUCCAGUGUAGUCUGAUGAUACAAGUGCUGUGAACAGCAUGUGGGUGACUUUCCUUGGAUUUGGUACCACUGUAGUCCGUCCAACUACCUGUACAGUCAUCGCUCAGUUUAAAGCGUCGCCACACAGUUGAGAUCAUUGACAUGUCGUCUUCUUUUUAACAAGCAAAAGGAACUGAAGCAUUUCUGCUGGUGGCGUUCAUGGCCACCACCGAGAUUGUUUUAUUAUUUCCAGUACUACAAAUCACAACAUGGUAACAAAUAUAUUUUGAGGUCAGAUUG